AUGCCGACUGUCAGCGUGGAUAAGGCCCUUCUGUUGGAGGGGCUCGAGCGUAAAUACACGACCGAGGAAUUUGAUGAACUCUGCUUCCAGUUUGGUAUUGAGCUCGAUGAUGACACAACGGAAGAGGUUAAAGGCACCGACGAAAGACCGCAGCUGAAGAUUGAUAUCCCUGCGAACCGGUACGAUCUCCUUUGUUUUGAGGGAAUUCUCCGCGCGUUACGAGUCUUCCUUGGAAAGGAAAAGCCGCCUAAGUAUCAAUUGACGGCGCCGCAGGAGAUGAUUACUGUGCAGGUCGAGCCGGCGACGGCCCAAAUCCGACCGUUCUUUGCUGGUGCUGUUCUUCGGAAUGUCAAGUUCACCCCGGAGCGGUACAACAGCUUCAUUGAUCUUCAAGACAAACUGCACCAGAACCUUGCUAGGCAGCGCACCCUUGUGGCGAUUGGUACGCAUGACCUUGACACUAUUAAGGCGCCGUUUGUCUACAAAGCGCUUCCCCCGGGCGAAUUCAGCUUUGCGCCCCUGAACCGCACAGAAGUGUAUACUGGUAAGGGACUCAUGGAACUCUACGAGAAGGAUCGUCAUCUUGGACGCUACCUUCACAUUAUCCGAGACAGCCCUGUCUACCCGAUCAUCUUUGACAAGAAGGAUCGCGUUCUGUCCAUGCCUCCUAUUAUUAACUCGGAUCACUCGAAAAUUUCGCUAGAGACCAGGAAUGUCUUUAUUGAUACGACGGCCGUGGACCAGACCAAACUUGACAUUGUGAUCAACAUCAUUGUCACAAUGUUCUCUGAGUAUUGUGCUGAGCCAUUCACGGUGGAACCGGUCCGAGUCGUAUACCCUGACGGUCGAGAGGUGAUUACGCCGAACCUUGAGUCGCGCUCUACGAAUCUGCAUGUGUCAUACGUCAACCGUUGCACGGGUGUCAAGCACACGGCCCAGCAAAUGUCGGAGCUUCUGACCCGCAUGGGUCAUGUUGCGACGACGACGCAAGACAGUGAUAUUUUAAAUGUACUUGUCCCGCCUACGCGCCCAGAUAUUCUGCAUGAAUGUGACCUCAUGGAAGACGUAGCGGUGGCAUUCGGGUUCGACAAUCUACCUAAGACGUUCCCGACGACUAACACCGUCGGUGGGCCCCUACCAAUCAAUAAGUUAGGCGAUAUCAUUCGCCGCGAAUGUGCCUAUGCGGGCUGGGUGGAAGUGCUCCCUCUAAUUCUUUGCUCCCACGACGAGAACUUUGCGUGGAUGAAGCGUCAUGACGAUGGCAAGACGGCUAUUGUUCUGGAGAACCCCAAAACAGCUGAAUACCAGAUUGUGCGUACCUCAUUGCUGCCAGGAAUCCUCAAGACCAUCCGCGAAAAUAAAAACCAUGCACUUCCGAUGCAGGCAUUCGAGGUGUCUGAUGUAGCCUUCAAGGAUCCGACGGAAACAGAGCGUAUGGCUCGGAACGAGCGUCACGUUGCGGCCGUAUACUGUAAUAAGGCUGCUGGCUUUGAGGUGAUUCACGGUCUGCUGGAUAAGCUCAUGCUUAUGCUGAACAUUCCCCGCAUUUCACCGGAGGAUCGUGACUCUGCUACUGGAUACUACAUUCGCGAGGCGAACGAACCCUCCUUCUUUCCUGGUCGUGCGGCACACAUUUUUUUGCGUCGACCCUUUUUGCCUGCUGAAGGUCUUGAUUCCAUGAAAGACAUGUCAAAUGCACUGGAACGUGACAUCCAAGUGGGUACACUAGGUGUCUUGCAUCCAGACGUGCUUCAAGCUUUUGAGCUCGCAUUUCCGUGCUCUGCUCUCGAAUUCAAUCUGGAGGCCUUCCUAUAG
Messenger RNA from Malassezia sympodialis ATCC 42132, 1815 nucleotides. It is a transcript of the gene FRS1, whose product is annotated as phenylalanine--tRNA ligase subunit beta. The record is from RefSeq and is a predicted model, not a curated record. Gene Ontology annotation, cellular component: phenylalanine-tRNA ligase complex; cytoplasm. Gene Ontology annotation, molecular function: magnesium ion binding; ATP binding; RNA binding. NCBI's taxonomy places the organism in Eukaryota, Fungi, Basidiomycota, Malasseziomycetes, Malasseziales, Malasseziaceae. Gene Ontology annotation, biological process: phenylalanyl-tRNA aminoacylation.